Petromyzon marinus (sea lamprey) is the source of this 2238-nucleotide messenger RNA. It is a transcript of the gene CCDC169, whose product is annotated as coiled-coil domain containing 169. NCBI's taxonomy places the organism in Eukaryota, Metazoa, Chordata, Hyperoartia, Petromyzontiformes, Petromyzontidae. The record is from RefSeq and is a predicted model, not a curated record.
AGGUGCAUGGCCGCGUGACGUGGGUCGCCAUGGAGACGCGGGAAGCCGGAAGCGAGGAGGGCGAGAAUGGAGGCGUCGGGAUCGGAGCCCGAGGAGGAGCGGAAGAGUCUCGGGGCCGAGAUCGCGCAGCAGCGGCAGAUGAAGAUGAUGUUGGAGAUUUCCAUUAAGGAGUUGCAAAAGACGGCCAUUGAGAUGGAGAAGAGGCUGGGACAGGUGGAGGAGGAAGGGUGUGAGUGGCGGACACGGUACGAGACGCAGCGAGAGCUCAACGAGCGGCUGAGGCUGCAGCUGGAAGAGAUGAGGACGAAAGUGAAGGAGGGCCGCGACACCCUGAGAGAGAGGAUGAAUGUCAUGCAGGGAUAUAAUCAGCAGUCGAAAGAAAGCCUGAAGCAGCUGCUUUGGAAGAAGGAGGAGGAGCGGCAGAGUCUGCAAGAGACGCUAGUGGAUUAUGAGUGGCGCAUUGCACAGGAGGCAAAGGCAUACCACAAGGUAAUAAAUGAAAAGAGAGAAGUACUCAACCAGUUGGGCGAGACGUUGGACAUUUCGACAAGGCAAAAGAAGGUGAAACCAGCAACAGGACCACAUGACCUUGAACGUUUCAAACGAAAAGGGCGGCCUUCUCAAGAAGUGGAUCAUGAACCAACCGACUCUGGAGGGACAUGGCUCCCUCAGCUGCCAGCGGGGGCUCUGCCACGCAGAGCACAUGGCGUGACGACGCAGCAGCAACAUCGGCAGCAGACAACUUCAGAGGCCCAACAAGGUCCAACAAGGAGACGCCCACAUGGGGAUCAGCUGCCGAAACUGGGAAAAUUCCAGUCCCCUGUUAUUCUGUAGAGGAUCUGGACGUGGCAGCUUGUGGCUAUAAAUGUUCUGUCCUGACACGAUGUUCCCAUCAUUUGCUGAAUGUCAGACCCGUUGUGUGCUGUGCACACGCCUGCCCAUGUGUGAUGUCAGUAACAGUUAAGAACAUUUUGUAACGUUGGGUGAUUUGUACUGCAUAGCAACAUGUAUAGGACAAAUAAUGAAAAUGUUCAUUGUGCCAUUGCACAGGUUUAUCUGGUUAUAUUCACGUUUGUUAAAUAUAUUACAUAAAUACAGUUUACAUUUAUGUUUGUUUAAGUUUUUAUACACUGAUGUAGUCAUAUCAAUUUGUUGUGGCUUAAAAAAUAUAACGGACACUUGUUUAAAAGUGCAAAAUAGGACAGCAUUUUGAGUUAUCAAACCUGCAUACUUAAGUUAUAUGUACAAUUGAUUACGUAUUUUCUGAGAUUGGUGCGCAUUAGUUAAAGUCCCUCUUUAAAUAACACUUUUAAAACUAGAAUUGUAUAGAAGAGCGGUUCCCAAACCUCUGGACCAUGGACCACUCACAAUCCGCAAGGCUGUAGGAAGUGGUCUGCAGAACUUUUGCAGAUACCUUUAUCUUUAAAAAAAAACACCAUGUAUUUCAUUUACUUUCAUUGAACAAUUAUUUAAAUUAGUAAAUUCAAGGUAAGUUAUUAAUGGUCCAGAAAGUUAAGGAAUCACUGGACUAUAGAAGGACCCCUAUACCAUGGAAAGUCAGUUGUGCGUGCUUUUCUUACAGCAGUGUUAGCCUGUGGAGCAUCUCCAUUAGUGAAAGGUUGUGUACAAUUACAUACAUUUACAUUUCGUGGCAAUAUUGCAGGGGCCAUGCUCUUACCAAUUCAAUACACCGGUCAAGCAAGGCUUCAUUCUUGCAGUCGGUUCUCAUUGCAAGGCUAGCCAGGGUGAGCAUGGAUUGCAGGACCGAAGCCACCCUUCAUAACAAUCGACUAUGCUGGCUUUAUUGUAAUUGGCAGAUACAAAUCCGCUGCACCUGGCACCUUCAAUGUGCCAGCUGAGGGGUGGAAUCUGGCGGGGGGUGUGAGGUGAAGGGCCUCACUCCAGAGUGCCCUGCAUCUGGAGCACGUGGUGUACCGUUUGGUAUUUUGUUAAAUCACUGAAUUGCGAGUGUUUAAAUCCAUUGUAAGUUUUAAUUUGACGUUGAAGUAUUUAAGUGUUGUGUUUUUGCAUUGCAAUACAAUUUGGAUGCACUGUAUUUAAAUGACCGCAUCUCAAGAUGCUGCAAGGACACAGUAGAGGGCUGUGUAUUUAAUGUUUGUUCCACCCCCUAUACGGUAUACUUAAGCCUACCCGAACGGUGAAAUUUCAAACCAAUGACCUGGACCUUGCUAUCGAUAAAACGUCUCACUUGUCAAUAAAAAGGCAGAUUUGCCCAAA